Racocetra persica is the source of this 419-nucleotide messenger RNA. The record is from the annotation of a GenBank genome assembly. NCBI's taxonomy places the organism in Eukaryota, Fungi, Glomeromycota, Glomeromycetes, Diversisporales, Gigasporaceae.
AUCCAAACAAUGGAACAUAUGCAAAAUCAGUAAUUAUGAUCUGGAAGAUAGCUUAUAAGCUCUUUAAAGAGUCUCUUAACUAUAGUCCUCCUAUAUCUCUAGAAAAACUUUUUACCCCUUCGAUCACGACAAACAUGGAAGCUAUUCAAACACUCACUUGGAUACAUAUCUGCACUAUUUAUGAAAUUUGGUGCUGGAAAUAUAGUGAAAAAUGGGGUAACGGUGCUCCGGCCCUUAAAAAAAUUAUUGUAAGCCGUCUUUCAAGUGAAUUUCAGGUCCCACAGAAAAGGCUAACAACUAAAAAUUCAAAAAUUAAUAUUUUAACCAAAUACUCACGAGACGAAUUCCCUUUAUCCUGCGAUCCAACAAUAUAUAACGGUGAUGAACUACCUAGGUUGAAGAUAAAAAAAAAAAAAUAA